This is a messenger RNA of Anisakis simplex (herring worm), 285 nucleotides long. The record is from the annotation of a GenBank genome assembly. NCBI's taxonomy places the organism in Eukaryota, Metazoa, Nematoda, Chromadorea, Rhabditida, Anisakidae.
AUGUUUGGCAUUAUUCUGGUUCUUUCAUUAGUUUUAUUGGCACAACCCGCCUUGUCGUUUUGGGGCUACGGUGGACACAUGGGCGGUUAUGGCGGUUAUCCCGGGUAUGGUGGUUACCAUGGUGGCUAUGGUGGUCAUCCUGGGUAUGGAUAUGGUGGCGGAUAUCCUGGAUAUGGUUACGGAGGCUAUCACGGCGGUUACGGAGGCUAUGGCGGCGGCGGAUACCAUCACGGAGCUCACGUUGGCGCAGCAAUAGGUGGAUUACUUGGGGCGUUCGGUAGAUAA